AUCAUGACUGCGUGGGGUGUGAGGCAUCGCAUGUUCGCGUUUGAAGCUUUUAUCAAAAAUGGUGAAUCAGUGGUGGCUACGCAGAGACUGUUUCGGCGUGAAUUUAAUAUUGGCCGUCAUGGAGCUGUCCCAAGUCGUAACACGAUUCUGAAGUGGGUCAACGAUCUUCGAACAACUGGAAAUGUGAUGAAAAAGAAGCCACCAGGACCUACUCGCACGGCACGGACCCCCGAAAGUGUGGAGAGGGUGAGGCACGCGUUGCGAACAAGUCCAUGCCGCUCAGUGCGAAAACAAGCGCAAGCAUUAAGACUAAGUCGUUCCACAGUUCGCCGUAUUGUCAAACAUGACCUCAGAUUCCACCCAUACAAAUUGGCAAUUGUCCAGCAGCUGAAACCAACUGACUUUCCACAACGCAAUGAUUUCUUAUUGGAGCGCGUUCACCAAGGGUUUUUGAACAGACUUGCAACAUGUUUCGAGCAAGAUGGUCACCACUUGACAGAUGUUAUUUUUAAGGUUUGAUUUCUUAAAUGGCAUAGUACUGGCUGUAAGUACAUGAAAAAAUAAAUGUUAUAUGCUGAAAAACAAAUGUGUACUACUCAUUUAAAAACCGUCAGGUUCCCGUGGA
Messenger RNA from Coccinella septempunctata (seven-spotted ladybird), 625 nucleotides. RefSeq lists its product as uncharacterized. Bases 4 to 519 code for a protein of 171 amino acids. The record is from RefSeq and is a predicted model, not a curated record. NCBI's taxonomy places the organism in Eukaryota, Metazoa, Arthropoda, Insecta, Coleoptera, Coccinellidae. The transcript is spliced from 2 exons.